ACGGAGAAGAAAAUCUAAUUCUGAGCUGGCCAAACAGCUAAACCAAAUUUGCCAUUCACACAUGUGUUAAGCUUUCACGUUCGAAGAUUUCGUUUGGAGCUGCUCGUUAAAGUAUUGCGUGGUAGUUCACUGACAAUAGCCGCAGCCGCAGUAGCAGCUAAAGCCAAAGCAUGACCAUCAAGCCAGUCAGUGCGCCAAGUGGCAAGCGCGUUGUCGAUGGGGAUGCCACCGAGGCUCACGUCUCUGGGCAGGUAGUGGUCGUCGAGCAAUCGGUUGUCAAUCAAUCGCAUCGCAAUGUCGUCAUCGAUGGGCAUGGCCAGAGUCCACAACGACGCGGCGAAGUCUACGACGAACUGACACGCACACACCGCUGCAGUCCACAUAAGAGUUCCCGCUCGAAGCGUCGUGAACACCAUGAAGGCCAUGCACACCAUCACAAACGGGAUCGUUUGGAGCGUGAGAAACUGAAUCAUGCAACUGUGGUUGGUGGCGGAGUUGCGGGCGUCAGCAGCAAAUGCAGCAGUCCCCAUUCAGUCGUCGGAGCUGCCGUGGCUGCCGGAACGGUCAACAGCAGCAAUGCCACUGCUGUGGGUCGCAAAUCACCAGAGCAUCUGGGCUUGGGCUGUACUAAUGUGCCGAACGCGCAGACUCAGAUGACGCCGGCUGCUGCAGCAGCCAAUAUGCUGAAGGCCGUCGAAGAUACAUUCUCUGGUUACAAUAGUGGUGACGAACACUUGCAGCCGAAGGAGCGCACUAUUUCGGCAGAGGAGUGGAAACGGCGCGACGAAGAGUUUGCCAAAUGCAUGGAGAAGCGCGGCUACGAACUGAGGGCCGUAGAGGAAGACGGCGCCUGCCUGUUUCGCUCCAUCUCUCUGCAGAUUUACGGCGAUGAGGGCAUGCACGAUGUCAUACGGCAGCACACAAUGGACUAUAUACAUGAGAAUCGCGAAUACUUUGGCCAGUUUGUCACCGAGGACAUCAAUGGGUAUAUUCAGCGCAAGCGCGCCCGCGAUGCACACGGCAACCACAUCGAGAUUCAGGCCAUAUCAGAGAUCUACAGUCGCACCGUCGAAGUCUUCUGUUAUCAGUCGACGCCCAUUAACAUCUUCAAUUCAGAGCAAUCACAAGCUGGCUAUCCGCCGUUGCGUCUGUCCUAUCAACGAGGCUCCCACUACAAUGCCAUACUGGAUCCGUAUAAUGCCACCGUCGGCGUCGGCUUGGGCUUGGCUGGUUACAAGCCCGAGUUUCAGACCAAGGAGGCAGUGCGCCUAAGCGAGCAGCUGGAAAUUGAACAGACAAUGUUUGAGGAUAAGCUGAAGACAACAGACUGGGAAGCCACCAACGAGGCCAUCGAGGAGCAAAUCGCUCGUGAGUCUUAUUUGCAGUGGUGCCGUGAUAAUAUGCAGCGUUCGCGCAGUAACAAUACAGCCGCCGGUUCGGCAACAUCUUCAACGGUGACUUCGGCCGAGGCACUCACCGACUCAGACGCCUCGCCCUCCAAGUACUCGAGUGAUGGCGGAUGCAGCGGCGGUGGCGGUGGCAGUAGUAAUAACAACAGCAACACAGCAGCCCCAAUUAACAGCUCCAGCAUUAGCGAUGGCCCGGCCACCGUUUAUACACUCUCGCCUAAAACACUUGGUCAAUACGCACACAAGCUGCCGCCCGAGGUAAAUGAACUGGGCGGCUACGAGAGUGACGCAACAGAUAUGAGCAGCACCAGCUCCGUGGGUCACUGUGGCGGCAAUGCCUCGCCCAACACAGCCCUAGCUCAGCGCUCCAACAAACUGUCCAAAACACAGCGUCGCAGCAACAAUCUGCGCAGCAGCAAGAAGCGCCGCCACGAAGUGCGCGAGACAGGCAAUAGCUUGGAAACACAUGUACAUGAAACACCGCAGCGCAAGAGUCCGAAACGUGAUGCUGCUCCAGCAGUUGCUAGGGAACGCACUCCGGAAGCAGAGCAACAGCCAUGCACCUCCAAGCAGUCGUCGCAGUCACCGCCCAAAUGCGUGGAAACCAAGUCGCCGCCCAAGCAGAGCUACUCGAGCUUUUAUCAGGAGUUGCUAGAGGCCUCCUAUGCCAACGACGGUGUCAAUGAGAACGAGAUGCUGCAGCAAGCCAUCCAAAUGUCUACGCGCGAUUAUAUAGACGACCAGAAGCGAAAAUAUCUGUGUGGCCCAUAGGUCUGCUCCUGAGUAGGCGAAAGUGUUCCCCGUCGCUCUAUUGUACAGUGAUUAAAUUUCUCUUUGCGCAACGAAAACGAAACACAACAAAUCAACCAAAAAUAAUCAUCCAUACACACACAUGCACACACACACUCGUAUACAACAAAAGAAACAAUGUGACAUUUUUGAAAGACUCGACUUGUAGUAAAAAUUUAUGAGUGAGGAAGUGUCUCAUGGACUUGGCUGUCCUGGACGCUCUGCAGCUAUUGGCACCUACACAUACACAACCACACAGGCAGGCAUACCUAAACGCACACACAAGCAAAUGUCUCUUAUAUAUAUAUAUAUAUAAAUGAAAUCGUUUUGAAAUAAGAAAUUGUUCUCGCAGGUGAAAUUAGUUCAAGCAUCAUAUUUUUUACAAAUGCUUGACUGAAUGAAUCUGCCAAUCUCUGCGAUGUAGUAGUUAUUAUCCGUUAACGCCCCUGGCGCUUAAACCGCCCUCUCCCGGUCCCUUGAAACGCCAACUUCCUUAAUUGCCUACAUAUUUAAUGAACCUAACGUAUAUUUUGUAAUAUCUUAAUUUAAGCUGUACGCAGGCAAUGAUCGAUCAUAUAGAGUAUAUAAAUAUACACAUAUAUAAAGAACGGCACGUAAAUAUGAUAAAAGCAUAUACAUACACAAAUCGCAUACAACUACAUGAAUAAUUAAUUAUAAUUACAUCAUAAUUAUACUGAUUAUUUGAUUGAAUAUAAUAAAUGGUGCAUAAUAAAUAUA
Molecule: messenger RNA, 2936 nt
Organism: Drosophila navojoa
Lineage: Eukaryota; Metazoa; Arthropoda; Insecta; Diptera; Drosophilidae
Gene: Duba
Product: Deubiquitinating enzyme A
Biological process (GO): protein deubiquitination
Molecular function (GO): K63-linked deubiquitinase activity; cysteine-type deubiquitinase activity
Source: RefSeq, a predicted model, not a curated record